CAAAAUAUAGCGCUUCCCUUAUCCCUUUCCUGACAGUGCGCAUAUCUUAGCCUCAUCCAAACAUUUGUUGGUGUCACUUGUUCAGAACCCAAGAAGAAGAGACGAGCGGUCCUGUUGGUUCAGUUCACUAUGGCAUCUCCCAGCACACCGCCGCCUCGAGCACGAAUUCAUACUCCUCCUCGUCACUCUCGCAUCCACACCCCUCCGGCUCCUCUGCAUGGCGCUCGACAUGACCGCUGGGAGCCAUAUUCACCACGACGAUCCACACGAGUUGCAUCGCAACAGAGCAAAUAUUCCUCUACCCCGACAACAUCACUUUCCCAACUCACACCUAACACAAGCUCCAACUUCACUUCACUUUCACUUUCAUCAUAUGCAAGAAACAAUAUGCGGCAAACGACACCUACUCCAUCGACUUCCGUGCGCUCCUCCAAACGAAAGCACAAGCUACCUGAAUAUUCUGAAUUAUCACCUCCUGGUUCACCGCACCACUCUGAUUCACACCCCUCGCCGAGCAAGUCUUCCAAAUCAAAGUCGCCUACACAAUCACGACGUGUGACAGCCAAGACAAUGGAGGAAGACAAAGAGGUUUUCAGCAUGCCGCAACCUAGUGGUCAUCAAUCUGGAGCUUCACUUCUACCCUUCACUGGAGCCGGUGUUUACCCAACGCCUGCCAGGACUCCACGCAAACGUGAUGUCCCCCGCUCAGCCAUCCAGGCGGCGGCCCGUCCGCUAUUCGGAAGCCGUACUGCCACAAUAGAGGAUGCAAUGCCUCCACCACGCCGUCGCCGAGGCAAGUUUGUGCUCGACGGUUGGAAUGAUGAUCUUGAUAUGGCAGAUGCAGACAACGAGGGCGUCGAGGUCUACACCGAUCCCAAGGAGCGACGACCCGAGCUUGACCGGAGUGAGGACAACCCAUUCAUAAGUCGCGCCAAGGACGAGUCUGCUGCGAUCGAAGUGAAGCCAGCGCCCAAGACCCGGAGCCAGAGGAAGUCGAAGGAUCAGGUGGAAGAGGAGAAGCGAAUGGAAGAAGCAGUUCAACGGAACGAAGGAUUGAUUUACGUCUUCCGGGGGAAGAAGACGUUCAAACCUUUCACGGACCGCCAACCUCCGACCUCGCCCACCCCCGGAAGAGUCUCGAAGGAUUCUCGACUUCGAGCCGCAGAUUCUUCACCGGAAACCGUCAACAACCACGCCAAGGCUUUGGCGGAAGAAUAUCCCAUGAGUGCUACCGUCGCUCGUUCCGCAGGAGCGGCCGCCGACCGGCCACUUCUUCGAUCCAGCCAACGCAUUGCACGCCGACUCUUCCCAAACGAUGACGAACCCUCUUCCAGUAACGCAAAGGCCGCACGAGGCCAAACGAAGGAUGAAGGUGUCCCGGUUGAGCCAACUCCAGUGGAGCCUGUGGACGAGAAUGACGAAGAGGCAUUGACGGACGUUGACAACGAAACGGUUCGCCAAUACACCGAAAGUCUGCGUUCCGCUUCUGUCAGCUUCUCCGUGUCUGCCUUUGCCUCCUCCCAUUCGACGAACCUCACCCAACCCGACCAGUCUCCGUCCUUCAGGCCUCAAGCUCAACCGAAAGCUCGGGCAUCCACUCGGGCAUCGACUCGAGCAUCUACUCGGAUCCGCCGAGCGGCUCAGAAGACCCCCUCGGUCGACCUGGAGCCUGAGACCGGCGCGGAGGCUGAUGAUGAGCGAACCGUACCGACGACGCGGAAGAGUCGUCGUGGCAGGAAAUCCAAAGAACCCGUUUCGAUCUUCGAAGAUUCGGAUCCUCCUGCAGUCCCAGCCGACCAUGAUAUGAUGGACAUCGACGCUCGUGCCACUGAUAUUCCGCAGUCUCCCGCAACCGUUCCCCAUCUCGCGGCGGAGACGCCCACCACUGCCGAGGCGUUUCCCAUCAACGACGCCGUCGACAAACUGCAGGUCGAGAAGACGCGCACUCAAAGCCCAUUCAACAGAUGGCGUCGCACGAAGCGCGGAGGAUCCGUUUCCCCGGACAUGAGGCGGAAAGUGACUGGAUUGGAUGGCCAAGUCAAUGAACCGGAGCUGCCAUCGAGUCUGCCCAUGAAGCGUGAGCUUGAUGAAGGCGUUGGAAAAGAGAGGAAGAGACUUCGGGGGUGAAAUGGUGGUUGACAUGCACCAAUUGAGAGGCGAUGAUGCCUUUCAAUUGAAGAGGUUAAGUCCUUGUGAUGAUGUGGAACGUCUUUUACAUGCCAAUCUCCAGGCGGUGGUUGUGAGAAGACGAUAUGAAAUGCCCUGACGACAUUGGGGAUACCUUGUUUCAAUGUUUGGGGACUUGCUCUACUGGCUUCGGCUGAUGUCCUCACCUUAGGAUAGUCAUCUGAGAUUUUUGUU
Messenger RNA from Eremomyces bilateralis CBS 781.70, 2361 nucleotides. RefSeq lists its product as uncharacterized. The transcript has 2 exons. The record is from RefSeq and is a predicted model, not a curated record. NCBI's taxonomy places the organism in Eukaryota, Fungi, Ascomycota, Dothideomycetes, Eremomycetales, Eremomycetaceae. Bases 130 to 2127 code for a protein of 665 amino acids.